Carassius auratus (goldfish) is the source of this 6492-nucleotide messenger RNA. It is a transcript of the gene usp46, whose product is annotated as ubiquitin specific peptidase 46. The coding region runs from base 394 to 1506 and encodes 370 amino acids. Gene Ontology annotation, biological process: protein deubiquitination. Gene Ontology annotation, cellular component: cytosol; nucleus. The record is from RefSeq and is a predicted model, not a curated record. The transcript has 9 exons. Lineage: Eukaryota; Metazoa; Chordata; Actinopteri; Cypriniformes; Cyprinidae. Gene Ontology annotation, molecular function: cysteine-type deubiquitinase activity.
GUUUUCGACACUCAUUGGUGACUCAAUCUGUCAAUCAACUGAGCAGCGUUUCAUGUCGUAGACAACAAGUGCACCAAUUGCGUCCCAGUGGGCGGGGUUUGACCGAUAAUCCAGGAUGUGAAUGUUUUGUUUAGUCCGUGCAACUGGCAAAGAUGUUUACAAUAAAUAUAUUCAGCAUUUUUAUUCUUAGUUGCAGCGACCAAGAAGAAAACAACUAGAUGAAAGCCACAGAUGUUUAUCUCUCGCUUUGUCUGCACUUUGCAUGAGCAGAGGGGAUUGAAUGGUCACUGAUUGCUGUCCUCGUUUGGGAUUGCAGCUUGGCCUGUCAGUGUACUGCUGUUACAAUCAUGUUUUUUUCAUAAAGAUGGCAACGAGGGGCACAUUAUAAACUAAAUGACUGUCAGAAACAUCGCCUCUAUCUGUAAUAUGGGCGCCAAUGCCUCUGCUCUGGAGAAAGACAUUGGUCCAGAGCAGUUCCCCAUUAAUGAACACUACUUUGGAUUGGUCAACUUCGGGAACACGUGCUACUGUAACUCAGUGUUGCAGGCUCUGUAUUUCUGCCGGCCAUUCAGGGAGAAUGUGUUGGCUUAUAAAGUCCAGCAGAAGAAGAAGGAGAACCUUCUCACCUGUCUGGCCGACCUCUUCCACAGCAUCACCACGCAGAAGAAGAAGGUGGGCGUGAUCCCUCCCAAGAAGUUCAUCUCACGUCUGCGGAAGGAGAAUGACCUGUUUGAUAACUACAUGCAGCAGGAUGCCCACGAGUUCCUGAACUACCUGCUGAACACGGUGGCUGACAUCCUGCAAGAGGAGAAGAAACAGGAAAAACAGAACGGACGACUAAAGAACAAUGGCACUGCCAUCGCCUCAGACACCGAGCCAGAACAGAACAAGGUCGAGCCCACUUGGGUUCACGAUAUCUUCCAGGGCACACUGACCAAUGAGACGCGCUGUCUCAACUGUGAGACGGUCAGUAGCAAGGAUGAAGACUUUUUGGAUUUGUCUGUAGAUGUUGAGCAGAACACUUCAAUAACACACUGUCUCAGGGACUUCAGUAAUACAGAGACCCUGUGCAGCGAGUAUAAAUACUACUGUGAGAUGUGCUGUAGCAAACAAGAGGCACAGAAACGUAUGCGUGUGAAGAAGCUGCCCAUGAUCCUGGCUCUUCAUCUGAAGCGCUUUAAGUACAUGGAGCAGCUGCAUCGCUACACUAAACUGAGCUAUCGUGUGGUCUUUCCACUGGAGCUCCGCCUCUUCAACACCUCCGUAGACGCUGUCAACCUCGACCGCAUGUAUGACCUCGUCGCUGUGGUGGUCCACUGUGGCAGUGGCCCAAACAGAGGGCAUUACAUCACCAUCGUGAAGAGUCAUGGCUUCUGGCUGCUGUUUGAUGACGACAUUGUUGAGAAAAUUGAUGCACAGGCAAUAGAGGAAUUCUACGGUUUGACAUCUGACAUUUCCAAGAACUCUGAGUCGGGAUACAUCCUGUUCUAUCAGUCCAGAGAAUGAAGGAGCAGAGGGGGAACAGAGGAGGAACGUGAGAAGAGAUCAAAAGGAAGGGUAUUUGUGAAGAUGACAUCCGCUAGAUUCCUUUUCCACAUCCCUCUACUUUUUCUCAUCUCAUACUCAGGGUCUCCAGCUGAGACUGAGUGCCAAAAGCCCUCUGUAAUCCCAUUUGCCAGUAUGACAUUUCCCAAUCUCAAUGCACUCUGCGGGGGGAAAUCACAUCUUCAAAUCUGACCCUCAAGUCAGUCACCUGCAUCUGGAAGGCACUUUAUAAACAACAAUAUCUAACACAAAAGUAAUACAACAACAAAAAAAUCACAACAUAUUCAACUACAAUACUUGUGAAAACUUGAAGGAAUCAAAAAGCUACAAAAGGAGCAAUGAGUCCAGGUAGUCUAGCCAGGGUCACUGCUUCUGUUCAUUCAACACCCAGGAAAGUGCCUCUCAUUCUGGGUAUCUGAAACCAGAAAGAGGGAUUCUCUCUCUCAAUCUCUGGCUCAAGGUCAGGGACCCAUUUUGGGUCACUUUAGAUGUUUCAUACUGUGAUGCCCACUCAUCAGUCCACCUUUGUAUGACUCUUACCCAGUAACUGGUUGAAUCCACACAUCCUAGUCCAGUCCUGGUCAUCAGAGGGACUGUAUGCACUGUGGGACAGUUUGUUGUGGAGUUUGGCAUGUUGUGGGAAUAGGAUUAUGAUUUUAAGCAGUAGUUCUGCACAAUGAAUCGAAUGCGAUUAAUCGCGAUUGUCAUGCACUUUUAGUGAGUAAAGCUGGUUCUGUGAUUAGUAGUAGAUCUCCAUCACCUGCUUUCAGAUGGAGUAGCAUUUAUUAAACAUAGCUCAGGAUCAUUUAGGAUUAAGAAAUCGACAAAAUCGUUCGCGAUUAUGACAACUGUUUGCGUAUCUUCUCCGCGAACUUCAACUUUGUGUAGUAAAUGCUGUUUCAUCUGAGAGUACGUGAAAAUACCACAUUUAAUAACAUGUUUUGACUCCGAACUCACUUCAAAACAUCAGUCGAGUGUUUGAAAUAAAUCCUUCUGUGAGAUGAUGUGGCUUCUAAGAAUAAUUAAGGCACACAAUAUAUUGUAUCCUAAGCAGUGAUAAAGGCUAUGUUGAUUAGCAUUUCAUUAUAGAUAUACUUUAUCAUGUUGAAAGUUAUAAUAAGAAGAACUCCGAUAAACCAUAUAUUGCCGUACUCAUGUGUUUAUUAGUCACGUUGAAUCAAUGAAAGCAGUUAAAUCUUCUGUUUAUUCAGCUAUAGCUAUAGGCAUUAGUGAUUUUCGGUUCUUUAACAAAUCAUUCUUUUUGAGCUGGUUUUCAGGAAGUAACCGGUUCACAAAUUGAACAGAAUCAAACUUUAGUUCCGAGUUGAUGACGCAGGACGCACAGCCGAAGUAGCACGUCCAACUAAAAAAAAAAACUGUUUGAGAUGGUUCAACCAACUGUUGAAGUUUGAGGGGGUUUCCGAAGAUUCUGAUGAGCAAGUUGACGAUAUUGUGCAAGCCUGAGGCACGCACUGGAAAUUAGCUUUUUAUGACUUAAUUUACAUUUGAUUAAAACCUACAAACCUUUCUUUCGAGUGAUGUAAAUAAAUUUUACAAUAGUUUAUUGUGCAUGGAUAUUAUAUUUAAAGUUCCUUAAGUGAAAAUCAAGGAGUUUAUGUUUAUCCAUUCUUUAUACUGUAGACAUGUAGAACAUAUCUGCGUUUGUGCAUCAAUGUCAUGUGUGCUGUAGGUGUGAAACUUUUAAGAAUCUUAUCCAAGUUGUAGGCUAGUCAGUCAAACACCAUUAACUUGAAUUAUAUGGCAAUAAUCAGCAAUAUGCUUUCACACAAAUAAUAAUAAUUUAAAAAAUUAUGUUUCAACAGGCCUAUGUGCUGACACAAAUGACUUGUUUGAAUUUUUCAUUGAUACAACAUGGCACAGAGUUAUUAGAAAAGAAACGCGUAAAGACGUUGCUUGAUGUCUUCAGGAACCUAUGAAUCUGCUGUUUUAACCAGUUCAAUGAGCCGAUCUGUCUGAAAAGAACCGGUUCAUGGAAACGAAUCGGGCUUUGCAUCACUUUAGGCAUUUCCUGGGUACGCAUGACAAUCGCAGUUUCUGCCUAAUCGCGAUUUAUUGCCUUUGCGAUUUAAUUUCGAUUAAUUGUGCAGCCCUACUGAGUGUUCUGUUACACAAUUGAGUGUGUGUGUGUGUCUGUGUGUGUGUCUGCAUUUAGUCAUGCAGGCAGCUGCUGUGAAGUGACUUUGCUUUUCAUCCAGAAAUAGUUGCAGCCUUGUUACCUAGAGAGUUUUCAAAAGUUGUCCUAUUGAAUUCUUUGCUCCCUUCGAGUAACAAAGAAAAAGGGCAGAACUGCAAGGCUGAAAUGCUGCUUUUGUAUCCCUUAUCUAACACUGUUGUUACCUAACUUCCAUUGUAGGUAAUGGCCUUACUUACUUAGUUACAAGUGUUAACAACCUUGCAGUCUUGUAGUCUUGUUGUUAGGAUCACCAAAAUUUGCCGGCCCUUACUGACUUCAUCCCACAAAGCAUUCUGCUUCUGUCUCACCUUUACGUCCUGCUUUACUUCCUCCAGUUGGCUUGAAUACAUAUUUUUCUCUCCUAAAUAGACGUUGUAACUUGGUCCGUUUUUUACAAAGUAAAAUGAUGUGGCGUUUCAUUGUAUUAUUACUUUGAGGAGUAGUUCACCCACAAAUUAAAAUUUAAUGAAAAUUUACUCACCCUUAGGCCAUCCAAGAUGUGGAUGUGUUUGUUUCCUCAUCAGAACAUAUUUUGGAAAAAUAGUAUCAUUAGUCUAUAUCACUUGCUCACAAAUGGAUCCUCUGCAGUGAAUGGGUGCCGUCAGAAUGAGAGUCCAAACAGCAAAUAAAAACUUCACAAUAGUAAGUAAUUCACAUGACUCCAGUUAACAGCUUGUGAAGUGUAAAGAUGUGAUUUGUAAAAAAAAAGAAAAUCCAUCAUUAAAAUUUCUAAACAUUGCUUCCGGCUAGAAUACAAUGUGCAUAUUUGCUUUAUCGAGUAAAAAAAAAUUGUCUGGUCUGAAUCAGGAGAGAAAUAUGAAUGGGUCAAGCUCAAGACCAUUUACAAGUCAGUGCAAUUGUAAGCAAAUAUGUCGGUGAAUUUUGAUGUUGCAGGACAACGGGAUGGAAGCGUUAUUAUGAAAUAUACACUCGUAUUUUAGCUGGAAGAAACAGUCCGAGUUUAAAACAUCAAUGAAUUUAUUACCAACCUGCAGCUUUUAGCUAGACAACUGCAGUCAUGUGGAUUUCUUGUGGAUCAUUGUUUUCAUCAGCUACAUGGACUCUCAUUUGUUUUGAUGAAGAAACAAGCUCAAACAUUUUUCAGAUUGCCUGAGGGUGAGUACAAAUGUUCAUCGUUGGGUGAACUAUUCCUUUAGUACAUGAAAGUCUUGAACAUGCGAGUCAGUGGUAGGAGAAACCUGAAAUGCACCAGUCUUGAGAUUACUGCAAUGCGGUCAGUAAAGUUUAGGUUUAGGGCUCAUUAUAGUAUCUGAUAGGUUUUCGCUCUUACGAUAAGAACAUGCACACAAUUGCUUUGAUAUGAUGUGAGCGGCUUUUAUCUGAGAGGGCUUUCACUGUUUAAUGUACGUUGUACAGUCAGGAAAGUAUCUGACUUUAGAUAAAUGGGGAGCUUCAUAGAAGACAGUACGAACAGAAUGUUAAUUUUAACAUUUAAUUUUGUGUAUAAAUGGGAGAGACUGAAAGGAAACAAAGUGCAAUACAGGGACAAGAUAAACAUUCCAUGGUCAUUUUACACCAAUUUUUUUUUUUUUUUUUUUUUUUAAAGAAACAACUGAUAGGUACUCCUGUUUAUUUAGUGUAUGCAUUUAUUUUAUGUUUUUAGUUAAGGCAAAUGUUUAAUUUACCAUUUUAUUCUCUCAGAAAUAAUGUGUUACUCUGAGUAAAAAUAGCCCACAACUGAAAUAAAUGAUUUAUGUAUUUGCCUUUUUUGUCCGUUCACAGCACAACAGUAUAGAGUUGAUUUUAAGCUGUUGAUUGAUCCAUUCUCGGCUUGUGGUACCUGUAUCUUCACACUCCUCAACCAACAUCAUAAUGUGUAAUUGUAUGUUACAGCCAGACUACAUGCAAUAUAGAUGUAUGAACACUGUGUAACAACACGAUGUGGGAUUGACUAUGCAGCGUUUGUGUUCGUCCUGUUGUUUCCUGAGGCUUGACAGAUGCUGACUGAUUAUUUGGACAGUUGUUCUUUCAUUUGCAGUUUCCCAGUGAUGCCAGCAAAGUGUUGUUUCUCAAAAAGAGGAGCAAAUGUGGUUGUAUGAAGAUGUUUUGUUGGUACUAAGACCACGUUUCUCUUCUUUCAUUCGUGAUCAAAGUGAACAGAAAUGUGCCAAAAUUGCGGUGGGAAACCUGCAGUCCUUCGAACUGGAAAAUGAAAUGGAUAUUUCUGUGUCAUGAAACUGUACAUAAAUAUUAUGUAGACAUUGGUUAGAAAUAUAUUCUAUUUUUAAAACACUAGACGAUUCUAUUAAAAUUGACCCAAGGGGAGGGAAAGACAUGGUCGCUCAUGAAGAAAUUAAGAGCUAGUAUGAUUUCAGUCAGGUUUCUUACGGUGACCUGGAUGAUUUAGAAGUUUGUUCUGUAGAGUAGCCUAAACUAAAAGUACUGUAACUGCUUAACACUGUGGAUUGAAUCUCCACACACACAUACAUGAACAUCUGGAUUUGUUGAAAACCAAUUAUCAGUCACACACCUUAUAUGCAAAAAAAACACACCUGUUUGUUUUGUCCUCUUUUAUUGUGUGUAUUUUCUUUAGGUCCAGAAAAGAGAUGUACAAUGUGUGUGUUUGUGUGUCUGAGAAAGAAAUACCAGGACUCAAACUCUAAUGGAAAGUGUGAUAACUGUAAGUGCACUUUAUCAUAGCAGAACCAAAAAGGUUUCUCGUAGGAACUGGAAUCCUGACUGAGAUUCUUUUGGUUUAUUUUCCUUUCCUCAAUAAAUGAAACACAACUUUA